Molecule: messenger RNA, 1473 nt
Organism: Neogale vison (American mink)
Lineage: Eukaryota; Metazoa; Chordata; Mammalia; Carnivora; Mustelidae
Gene: TMPRSS5
Product: transmembrane serine protease 5
Exons: 13
Coding region: 1-1425 (474 amino acids)
Biological process (GO): proteolysis
Cellular component (GO): plasma membrane
Molecular function (GO): serine-type endopeptidase activity
Source: RefSeq, a predicted model, not a curated record
AUGCUGGCGGUGGGAAUGGAGAGGGACCAACGGUUAUUUCCCCAGAGCCUGAUGCCGGAUGGCCAAACCCACAUGGAGGCUCAGUAUGCAAAGGAGGGCCCAGGACCCAAGAACUUCCAAGCAAAGCCGAGAGACCCACUGCGGAGGCCUGAAGCCCAGCAGCACCCCACCUCUCUGGCAGGAUGCCGGAGUGCAGGACAGCGCUGCUGUGCGGGGCUGGGAGCGUUGGCGCUGCUGGCUGGUGUGAGCGUCGGCUCCUGGCUUCUCGUGCUGUAUCUGCGGCCGACGACCUCUCAGCCCACUCCUGGGACCCUGCAGCAGGAGGAGAUCCCUUUGAGCUGCUCUGAGGCCAGCGGUGCAGAAGCCCUGCUCCCCACGCUGUCCACAACAGUAUCUUUCAGAAUAAACAGCGAGGACUUCCUGCUGGAAGCACAGGUGAGAGCACGGCCAGACUGGCUCCUGGUCUGCCACGAGGGCUGGAACCCUGCCCUGGGGGUGCGGAUCUGCCAGAGCCUGGGGCAUCUCAGACUCACUCACCUCAAGGGAGUGAACCUGUCUGACAUCAAGCUCAACAGCUCACAGCGGUUUGCUCAGCUCCCUCCCAGACUGGAGGGCUUCCUGGAGGAAGUGUGGCAGCCCAGGAACAGCUGUGCUUCCGGCCAAAUCGUUUCCCUCAGAUGCUCUGCAUGUGGGGCGAGGCCCCUGGCCUCCCGGAUAGUUGGCGGGCAGGCCGUGGCUCCUGGGCGCUGGCCCUGGCAGGCCAGUGUGGCCCUGGGCUCCCGGCACACGUGCGGGGCCUCCGUGGUGGCACCCCACUGGGUGGUGACGGCCGCUCACUGCGUGCACAGGGUACCCCGCCUGUCCAGCUGGCGGGUCCACGUGGGGCUGGUCAGCCACAGUGCCGUCAGGCCUCACCAGGGGGCUGUGGUGGAGAGGAUUGUCCCCCACCCUCUCUACAGCAGCCAGACUCACGACUAUGACAUCGCCCUCCUGCGGCUCUGGACGCCACUCAACUUCUCAGACACCGUGGGUGCUGUGUGCCUGCCAGCCGAGAAGCAAGAUUUUCCAAGGGGAUCACAGUGCUGGGUGUCUGGCUGGGGCCACACCAACCCAAGCCACACCCACAACUCAGAUACGCUCCAGGACACGCUGGUGCCCCUGCUCAGCACCGAGCUCUGCAACAGCUCCUGCAUGUAUAGUGGGGCGCUCACCCCCCGCAUGCUGUGUGCUGGCUACGUGGAUGGGAGGGCUGAUGCGUGUCAGGGUGAUAGCGGGGGGCCCCUGGUGUGCCUGGACAGGGGCACCUGGCACUUGGUGGGGGUGGUGAGCUGGGGCCGUGGCUGUGCGGAGCCCAAUCACCCGGGCGUCUACGCCAAGGUUGCUGAGUUCCUGGACUGGAUCCAUGACAUUGUGAGGGUCCACUAGGUGGAGGAGAAGCGGCAGCCUCAGAUGCCGAAGGCACGGGACCUCCUA